CAGUACAGGUUUCAAUCUUUAGUCGAACUCGCAACAGCGCAGAAUCAACAACGUUGUCGCGGAUAGUGCGCUGUUAGAAUAACUCUAUCGGAUUAUUGUGAUUGAAGUAAUCGUAAAAAAAUGUCCGCGAUGGAACGCGUUAUUACCCAACUUGAUGCUGGGAAAGUACAAGGUUGCAAGUCUAUCUUACCUAAUGGUGGUAGCUACUACUUCUACAAAGGUAUUCCGUAUGCUAAACCUCCGGUAGGAGAACUGCGUUUUCGACCACCAGUGGCCUUGGAAAAGUUCGAAACGGAUGUCUUAGAUUGCAGCUAUGAGAGAAGUACUUGCUAUACCUAUCUGCACUUCCCCCCCAUGGUGGCCGUUAGUGAAGAUUGCUUGUUCGCUAAUGUCUAUACGCCGAUUGAUCCAACAACAGUGAAACAGAAGAAGCCGUUACCGGUAAUGGUUUGGAUACAUGGUGGAGGUUUCAUCGCUGGUAGCGGAGAUGCAGCGAUGUAUGGCCCUCGGUUCUUAGUGCAAGAGGAAGUAAUUGUGGUGACCUUCAAUUAUCGUCUGGGACCUCUUGGAUUUCUAUACCUCCCUGACAAAGGAAUCUACGGAAAUAUGGGAUUGAAGGAUCAACGUUUGCUGUUGAAAUGGGUGCACGAAAAUAUUUCCCAGUUUGGAGGCGAUCCGAAUAAUGUGACAAUUUUUGGUGAAAGUGCAGGAGGAUCAUCAUGUCAUUUGCAAUAUCUAUGCGGAUCUUCCCGAAAGUAUUUUCAUAAGGCUAUUUGUCAAUCGGGAACAGCUUUAACAGUGUGGACCGAGCAGGUGGAUGCCUUAUCUAAAACACGAAAUCUGGCCAAAUAUUUGGGUUGCAUUAGUGAAAACAUUGAUCACAUUUAUGAAACCUUAAUGAAGGCAUCGGCUGACGAUCUCAUAGCUGGCAGUGAACAAUGUGUAACAGCACAAGAUUAUGCUAUAUUUCGAUUAUUCGCGUUUACACCAGUUGUUGAACCAAUGGAUGCCGAUGAACCGUUUAUAACAGAGAACUACACCGACAUUAUCAGCAAACCAAACAUCACAAACAUUCCACUUAUGAUGGGAUUAACCAGUAAUGAAGCCAUUUGCUUUAACGAGUACCUCUCAAUUGAUCAAUUUGCCAACGAUGCAAAAAUGUUCGUACCGCCUCAAUUGGCAGUAUCAGAGGAUCAACUGUCGAAAAUUGGAGAGGAAGUGAAAAGAUUUUACUUCGAGGACCGUACUGUAUCAGCAGGAAAUUUACAAUCUCUUCUGAACUUUGUUUCCGAUUGCAUGUUCGUAAUUCCUGUUUGUUUAGCAAGUGAAUUACAUUCUCGAUAUAAUCAUAGUGCCCCUCAUUACUUCUAUCACUUUUCAUUUGAUGGCGAAUUGAACAACAUGAAGAAAACCAGUAAGGAAAAGAUGCAACUGGAUGGUGCGUCUCAUGCGGAUGAUAUGAUGUACAUGUUUGAAACUAGCUUUUACCCCACCGAGGAAGUGGCUAUCAGUAGCCAAGAAUACAAGGUCCGCAGUGCCAUGUGUGGGCUGUGGACUAAUUUUGCCAAAUGGGGUAAUCCCACCCCGGGAGAAGACCAAUUCGGAAUACUAUGGACAGAAGUUGGGCGGACUACUUCCGAUCAAGCAGAACGUGAUUUUAAAGUGUUGGACAUAAAUCAUCGCUUGGAAAUGAUUAAAUCACCAUUCAGUCAUCGAGUGAAUUUCUGGAAGCAGCUUUUCAAAAAAUAUAAUGGAAACUAUUUGAAAUAUCGCGCCUCAAAAUAAAGAAACUUCUUCUCAAGACUUUUUUUUUUAUUUCUUUAUUAAAGAGGCUUGCACCAUUAAGACUUAUUUAGUUAGUGAUUGUUCUAGAUUUGAAAAUUCUUCAAGCGUUUCCAUUUGAUUUUGGUUAUCAUCACCUACAAUAUUAUUGUAUAUGUUGAUAAACAUAAUAAUAAUGUACCAAUACAAAUAAUUAAAUUGCUCUUUUCAUUCCAGAUAGUCUGACAUUUUUUGUAGAUACAUAAUCGAGUGUAGAAAUGACAA
This is a messenger RNA of Armigeres subalbatus, 2046 nucleotides long. RefSeq names its product para-nitrobenzyl esterase-like. The record is from RefSeq and is a predicted model, not a curated record. Gene Ontology annotation, molecular function: hydrolase activity. The coding region runs from base 121 to 1785 and encodes 554 amino acids. The transcript has 3 exons. Lineage: Eukaryota; Metazoa; Arthropoda; Insecta; Diptera; Culicidae.